Messenger RNA from Stegastes partitus (bicolor damselfish), 2304 nucleotides. Its product is annotated as G-protein coupled receptor 64-like. The transcript has 14 exons. Gene Ontology annotation, biological process: cell surface receptor signaling pathway; adenylate cyclase-activating G protein-coupled receptor signaling pathway. Gene Ontology annotation, cellular component: plasma membrane. The record is from RefSeq and is a predicted model, not a curated record. Lineage: Eukaryota; Metazoa; Chordata; Actinopteri; Pomacentridae. Gene Ontology annotation, molecular function: G protein-coupled receptor activity. Bases 104 to 2035 code for a protein of 643 amino acids.
ACCAGCACAGUUCACUGAAGUGUCUGUCCAUCCUGUGUACUUCAGAGGAAAGAACUACUCUGUGUCCAGUGAAUAAUAAUUCCAUACAUUCAGAGGAAGAACAAUGGUUCCCAUUCUGCUUUUACUGCUGCUGCAUGAAUCGCUGGCUGAGCAAGUGUGUUUCAACAUUUCAGGUUUUAACAUGAGUAUUAAUUUUACUCCAGCCAAUGUGGACAUCCAUGAUCAUGUGAAUAAGACUGCACACUGCAAAAAACAGGGACUUUCUUGUGUUAUUCUCUGUGAAUCUCGCAACGGGACGUGGUUCAAUGAAUCACAUGUUUGCUUAGAAGCUGAGCUGACAACAUUUAGCACUUUUUCUGAGUAUAACAUAUACAACUAUAGCACUUGCAAAGACUUUGUAUGCGAAUACCUUCCCAUUUUAUCGCUGAUUCAGUCUCUGCAACAUGACCGUGCUGGCCAGAAAGACUUGAUGCAACUCAUCAGCAUAAGGGAAGCAUGUGAACAGCUCCUCAGCAGCGACGUUAAACUUAAGAAGGCGUUUUUAAGCGUGGAAAAACAUAUAAUUCAUGCCAUCAUGAACAGAACCAAGGUUGAGGCUGGAAGCUACGUAAACUUCGAUAUGAGGGCCUUGUCUCUGAAUGUGUUUAACAUCAGCGAGGCCGUCCUCAACUCUGCAGGAGCCGACUCCAGCAUCCACAUAGAAGCUCCACAGCUGCUGGCUGAAAACGAGACAUCUGUUGAGGUUUGGCUGCCUGUGUAUGCCCUUCUCAACAUCCCAGAGAUGAAGAGGAUUAUUGGUUUGGUCACCUACUUAGAGCACAGCCAGUUCCAAUUUCACCAGGAGGAGAUCGCAUCGAGGGUUCUCAGAAUAGAGCUACUGGAGGAACGACGCCUCCAUAAUCUGACUCAGCCCAUCAAAAUGAGUUUCGAAGUUACUAAAAUUGAUAGUGAGUCGCAGUUACUGUGUCACUACUUUGAUGAAGUUUCAGACUGGAGGUGGAAAACAGACGGAUGUGAGACUGACAACAGCACGUACAAUGACCAACAAGACAAAAAGAUCAUUUGCAGCUCUGAUCAUGCAACACCCUUUGCUGUCUUACUGAUCAGAGAAUCAAUUUCAAGUGUCCACUGGGAAAUACUGUCAUACAUCAGUUACAUAGGCUGUGGCCUGUCAGCCUUUUUCACUGCUUUGUCCCUUGUGAUAUAUGUGUUCAGUCGAAACCAUAAACUGGACUACUCCAUCUCUAUUCACGUGUCUCUGAGCGGAGCCUUGUUUCUGCUCAAUACAACCUUCCUGCUCACUGAGUGGGGGGCCACGGUGGAUCUAGACUGGGUGUGUGUGUUUAUUGCAGUGUCCCUGCAUUACUCCUUGCUCUGCUGUUUCACCUGGAUGGCCAUAGAGGCACUUCACCUCUAUCUACUGCUGAUAAAGGUGUUUAACACCUACUACAAACACUACAUGCUCAAACUGUCUCUUGCUGGAUGGGGGAUUCCUGGUGUAAUCGUGGCCGUUUCUUUGGGAGUGAAGAACUAUAAGCAGUUUUAUGGAGCUACGCAGAUGACCAUGACUGACACUAACCAAACUAACACUAUCUGCUGGAUCACAGAUGACUCCUUCUUCUACUCUUUGAACCUGGUAUACUUCAGCCUUAUAUUCAUCUUCAACACUGGCAUUUUGAUGGCUGUGGCCUCUAGCAUCUGCAAGAUGAAGCAAGUGUACAAGAGUAACUCGAAACUUGGAGCAGGUGCUAAGGGGAAGUCAUGGAGUGACUCUCAAAGGUUCAGUGCAUCCUGCAGGAGUGGCCUCACUCUGAUGGGUCUUACCUGCCUGAUGGGCACCACUUGGGGCCUGGCCUUCCUGGGCUCUGGAUAUGUCAACUACCCCAUCCUCUACCUUUUUUGCAUCCUCAACUCUGCACAAGGUUGCUUUAUCUUCUUGUGGAUCUGUUUGUCCGUCAAGAAGCAGAGGAAGAGGGAAAUGGAGGAUAAAAUGUCUUCAACUCCUGUGAGGACCUCAGGAACUAAAUCUGAGUAGAUCUUUUUUUCUGUAAUUAAUCUUGGCUGAACCCUCCUCUAACAAUCCCUGUCUACACAGAUACAUUAAGAACAAAUUCCAUAUGUAACCUCCCAAGAUGCUAGGUUGAAAAUUCCCUUCACUGAAAAUCCUCAAUGCAACUUUUAUCAGCAUUUUUUGUGUAACUCUGCAUUAUCUUCACAUAUACAUAAACCUCUUACUCAUAAAUAGAAAAUGUAGAAUGUUGUAGUGUUGUAUGUUUUUUUCUGAAUAAAGUUUUAACAAAUCAA